AUGUCAUCCAACUGCAUGCAAGAUUUAAAUCCUAUUGUGAUUGAUAAUGGUUCAGGUAGAAUCAAGGCCGGUUUUGCUGGUGAUGGCCAACCAAGCAUAAUUUUUUCCACUGUUAUUGGCCGUCUAUGUCAUUCCACAAUUGUGCCCGAAACCAGUCUCAAAGAUCAAUAUAUUGGAGAUGAAGCAAUAAAAAACAAAGAAAUUCUAUCGAUUCAUUAUCCAAUCGAACAUGGUAUUGUUACGAAUUGGGAUGAUAUGGAAAAAAUUUGGCAUCAUACAUUUUAUAAUAAACUUCAUGUUCUACCAGAAGAACAUCCAGUUUUGCUUAGUGAAGCACCAUUGAAUCCUACAGCUAAUCGUGAAAAAAUGGCACAAGUUUUUUUUGAAACAUUGAACACACCUGCUAUUUAUGUGGCAAUGCAAUCUAUUCUUGCAUUUUAUGCAAGUGGUAGAAUAGCUGGAGUUGUUCUUGAAAUUGGUGAUGGUGUUGCACAUUCAGUACCAAUUUUUCAAGGUUAUGUUUUGCCAAAUGCAAUUAAUCGUCUUGAUUUAGCUGGACGUGAUUUAACUGAUUUUAUGGCUCGAUUAUUAGCCGAACGUGGUUAUGCAUUUACGACGACAGCUGAACGUGAAAUUGUUCGUGAUAUUAAAGAAAAACUCGGCUAUGUUGCAUUAGAUUUUGAACAAGAAUUAGCAACUGCAAAUCGUUCAAAUGGCAUAGAGAAGAAUUAUGAAUUACCAGAUGGUCAAAUCAUCAGUAUUGGUAAUGAACGUUUUCGAUGUUCGGAAGCUCUUUUUAAACCGAUGAUGAUUGGUCAACAAGAAUUAGGUAUUGCUGAAAUGGUUUAUAAUACAAUAAUGAAAUGUGAUAUUGAUGUACGAGAUCGAUUGUAUCGUAGGAUACUCUUAUCAGGAGGAACAACUGUCAUGUCGGGUUUGGUGAAUCGAUUGCAUAAAGAAAUGAUAGCAUUAGCUCCGCAUGUAACCAAGAUUCGAGUAAUUGCCGAAUCAGAACGAAAUAUUGCGGUGUGGCUUGGUGGUUCAAUUCUUAGUUCAUUAUCAUCAUUUCAAAGAAUGUGGAUAACAAAACAAGAUUAUAAUGAAUUCGGUCCAUCGAUUGUACAUCGAAAGUGUAUGUGA
Rotaria sp. Silwood1 is the source of this 1140-nucleotide messenger RNA. Lineage: Eukaryota; Metazoa; Rotifera; Eurotatoria; Philodinida; Philodinidae. The record is from the annotation of a GenBank genome assembly.